This is a messenger RNA of Oncorhynchus nerka (sockeye salmon), 1020 nucleotides long. RefSeq names its product P protein-like. The transcript is spliced from 10 exons. Gene Ontology annotation, cellular component: melanosome membrane. The record is from RefSeq and is a predicted model, not a curated record. NCBI's taxonomy places the organism in Eukaryota, Metazoa, Chordata, Actinopteri, Salmoniformes, Salmonidae. The annotation marks the transcript as partial. Gene Ontology annotation, biological process: transmembrane transport; melanocyte differentiation; melanin biosynthetic process.
AACGUACAUGACCCUGUAUGAGGGGGAGGAGACGUGGGACAACAGCAGUUUGGAGCUGGAUAGGAGGUGUCGUCUGGGGAGUGAGGUCACCAGCCUGUCUCUGUCACGAUCCUCCUCCACAGAGAAAGACCCUCUGGACGUACACCUAAACUUCAAAUUGUCCAACAGCAUAAGAUCUUGUAUCUCCAUCUUUAAAAUCGCCUGUAUCUUCACCUUUGUCGUCCUCAUGUCUUUGUUCUUCAGUAUGUAUCCAGACAGAGACAACCCGUGGAGGAUGCUGGCUGUCUCCCCUACAGAGAGCUUCUCGUUGAACCUGACGGAUUUCCAUGACAACGCCUUGCUGAAGCUGCAGGUGGGCGGGCCUUUCGCGAGUGGCAUGGUGGAUCUGACCAAUGAGGAGUACAUCCUUAUUCAGGUGGAGCAGACUGAAGAGGCGGGGCCACGGAGAAGGCGGGUCCAGACGGUGAUCUAUAACUGGACCAUACCUCUGCAUUCUGAACGGAGUGACCAGGUUAUAACGACUAAAACAUUUGAGAUGUUGAGCAGUGACCCCAUCAUCAUUACGGUGCAGGCGUUCGUCCAGGACAACUCCAUGGUCCCUCUCUCCAUGACCCACCAGUCGCUCUACGUCACCAGGGAAAAGCAGGUGGUCAUUGCUGCAGUCAUCCUGGGGGGAGUUUACGUCCUCAUCAUCUUCGAGAUUGUCCACCGUACUCUGGCGGCCAUGUUGGGAUCUCUGGCUGCCCUGGCUGCUCUGGCCAUGAUCGGCGAUCGUCCCAGUCUGAGCACUGUGGUGGAGUGGAUCGACUAUGAAACUCUGGCUCUUCUGUUUGGCAUGAUGAUUCUAGUUGCCAUCUUCUCAGAGACUGGUUUCUUUGACUACUGUGCUGUGAAGGCCUACCAGCUGUCCAGAGGCAAGGUCUGGCCCAUGAUUAUCAUCCUGUGUCUCAUAGCAGCCAUCCUGUCUGCCUUCCUGGACAACGUGACAACUAUGAUGCUAUUUACUCCUGUUACCAUCAG